CACAAAAAUAAAAAUAUAUAUUCCAUAUAAAAAUCGCAAAUUAUUUAUGAUUUGGCUGUUGUUGUUGCUAAAACAAAAGGAAAAAGACCAGCAUUGAAAAGAUUUCUAAUUCGAAAAUAAACCAAACAAAUCGGCACCGCUAGCAACAAGAGCAAAAGAGAGAGAGAGAGAGAGAGAGAGCGUUGCAGCGGAAGAAGAGCAGGCAGGCGCCAAAACGGUAGCAGAAGCAGCACCACCGCCACAGAGUGGUAACAAGAGAGAGAUAGAGAAGCAGUCAGCAACGUCUUGAGCGCGUCAUCGAUACAUCUUUAAUUGUUUACACGAGUCGUUGUCGCUGCCGCCGCUGUUGGUGCGUGUGUAUAAUUUUUGCGGCAAAAAAGACACACCCUGAGAGGAAACGGGACCAACUGCUCCCGCCCUUGGGUGUGUGUGUCCCGUCCCAGGGUGCGUGCUUAUCGCUACAACAACAACGAUAACACGAACCAAAUAUUGACCGCUCCUUUAGCCGCCAGCCGCCAACCACCAACCCCCCUCCCGCCCGGCUAGCAGAAGCAUGCAAUGUCGUCUGGCCACGUAUCGGCGCUGAGAACGAGAGGAUCCAUUAGAUCCACUAGUUGAUAGCUGAGAACUGAGCGACAAAGAGCGAGAGCGAGAGCGAGCUCCUGCAACUCCAGAACUUAUCAGCAAACAACAAGCCGCGCAACGCAACGCGAUCGCAGGGCCUGGGUUAACUUCCGCUCGGAGGCAGACAGAAACAAAAAUAAAAACAAAGGAAUUACUAAUAUAUAUUCUCUGAUUCAUCAAGCAUAUAGUCAUCAGGCGUCAUCAAACGAACGAACGAUCGAACGAACGAACGAACAAAAAAAGAGAUAAAGAUAGAGAUAGAGAGACAGAGAGAAAGAGAGAGGGAGAGACUCUGGAAUAAAGAAAAGUACCACGAUACACCCCCGUCCGGUGCAAGCACAAGUCUACUUAAAGGAGAAGGAAGCACAAAACACUUACUUAAAGAACAGAACAAACACGCUGACAAGCAAUAAAGAGAAGAGCCACCGCCCACUUCACAUCCUCCAACAGGUCCAUCGAAAGGAGCGAGAAGCCUGCUGGCGAGUGAAACCAACGAGAGGAGAUAGCUAGAGGAUCCCAAGACACAUCCAAUACAAUCUACAACUUAUCUACCCAUCUACAAUCUAUACUCCGCAAUACCUAGACUCCCCUUCAGAAUGAACUCCACCACAAAACAUCUGCUGCACUGCACACUGCUCUUCACUGUGAUAUUAACCUUCGAAGUAUUCUCGGGCGGCAUCAAGAUCGACGAGAACUCAUUUACGCUGGUCGAUCCGUGGUCCGCGUAUGGAGAUGUGGCCACCGUUUUGCUGUACUUACUCCGCUUCCUGACCCUCCUCACGCUGCCCCAGGUGCUGUUCAAUUUCUGCGGCCUGGUCUUCUACAAUGCCUUCCCCGAGAAGGUUGUCCUCAAGGGCAGCCCCCUGCUGGCCCCCUUCAUCUGCAUCCGUGUGGUGACGCGCGGCGAUUUUCCCGAUCUGGUCAAAACGAACGUCCUGCGGAACAUGAACACCUGUCUGGACACCGGCCUGGAGAACUUCCUCAUCGAGGUGGUCACCGACAAGGCCGUACACUUGGCCCAGCAUCGGCGGAUCCGAGAGAUUGUGGUGCCCAAGGAGUAUAAAACACGCACGGGGGCCCUCUUCAAGUCGCGGGCCCUGCAGCACUGCCUGGAGGAUUCGGUGAAUGUGCUGAACGACAACGAUUGGAUCGUCCAUCUCGAUGAGGAGACACUGCUCACAGAGAACUCGGUGCGCGGCAUUAUCAACUUCGUGCUGGAUGGCAAGCAUCCAUUCGGCCAGGGCCUGAUCACCUAUGCCAAUGAGAAUGUUGUCAAUUGGCUGACAACGCUGGCGGACAGCUUUCGGGUGUCCGAUGACAUGGGCAAGUUACGGCUGCAGUUUAAGCUCUUCCACAAGCCCCUCUUCAGCUGGAAGGGCAGCUAUGUGGUCACCCAGGUCGGUGCCGAGCGAUCCGUCUCCUUUGACAACGGCAUCGAUGGCUCGGUGGCCGAGGACUGUUUCUUUGCCAUGCGCGCCUUCAGCCAGGGCUAUACGUUCAACUUCAUUGAGGGUGAAAUGUACGAGAAGUCGCCGUUCACGCUGCUUGAUUUCCUGCAGCAACGCAAGCGCUGGCUCCAGGGCAUCCUGCUGGUGGUCCACUCCAAGAUGAUACCCUUUCGGCACAAGCUGCUGCUGGGCAUCAGUGUUUACUCGUGGGUCACCAUGCCGCUCUCCACAUCGAACAUUAUCUUUGCCGGCCUCUAUCCGAUACCCUGUCCCAAUCUGGUGGACUUUGUGUGCGCCUUCAUUGCGGCCAUCAACAUCUAUAUGUAUGUGUUUGGGGUGAUCAAAUCCUUUUCGCUGUACCGCUUCGGACUGUUUCGGUUUCUGGCCUGUGUGCUAGGCGCCGUCUGUACGAUUCCCGUCAAUGUCGUUAUCGAGAAUGUGGCCGUCAUUUGGGGAUUGGUGGGCAAGAAGCACAAGUUCUAUGUCGUUCAGAAGGAUGUCCGUGCGCUGGAGACGGUUUAAGGGGCCGUGGCAAACCAAAUGAAACAAAGAUAUCGCACAAUGGCCAGGAUAUAUGCAUGCACACAUACACACUAUCUGAAUUCUGAUUUGUUUGUAAUUUCUAGGCCUAAGACUCACACACACAGACA
Messenger RNA from Drosophila persimilis, 2722 nucleotides. Its product is annotated as beta-1,4-mannosyltransferase egh. The record is from RefSeq and is a predicted model, not a curated record. Gene Ontology annotation, molecular function: beta-1,4-mannosyltransferase activity. The transcript has 4 exons. Lineage: Eukaryota; Metazoa; Arthropoda; Insecta; Diptera; Drosophilidae. Gene Ontology annotation, cellular component: cytoplasm. Bases 1221 to 2594 code for a protein of 457 amino acids.